Clonostachys byssicola is the source of this 2130-nucleotide messenger RNA. Lineage: Eukaryota; Fungi; Ascomycota; Sordariomycetes; Hypocreales; Bionectriaceae. The record is from the annotation of a GenBank genome assembly.
AUGGUCAACAAGACUUGGUUUUCGAUUCUCAGCCUGGCCUCCGUGACUGUGUGCCAGUCGAGCACGGACCCUUGGUCUGACACCAACUGGCACAAGUAUGUGCGAUCUCCGGGUUCCUCGGAUGUUAAACCGGUUCGAAUUUUGGCAGAGAAAACAGCUGGAAAUGUCACCAAUCCUGAGGGCUUGCUUGACGGCAGCCAGACUACCGUCUUCACACGAAGUCAAGCCGAAGAAGAGGCUCCUUCGGUCGUAAUUGAUUUUGGGUUGAAUGUCGUGGGCUUGCUGAGAAUCCAUAUUGAAGGCUCAAGUAGCUCCUCGGAUAGCCUUCCAGGUCUACGGUUGGCCUUUUCCGAGACCGAGGAUGCUCUAAGCGACAACAAGAGUGACUAUACUCGCUCUUAUCGCGGCAUCUAUGACGAAGACAUAUUGACAGACGGCACUGACCAGGUAUAUCCUUCCUGUACCCCAGCCACCCAGAAGCCAACGCUAAUAGCAGUAAACUUGCAGAUUGCCGUUAAGAAUGAGAAAUACACCUGGACCAACACUCUAGGAUGUGAGCAUGGCCGUCAGGUGUGUGCAGAUGGCCUCCACGGCUUCCGAUACGUGAAGAUAUGGCUGGACGCUCUCGAGUCUGACUCUCCAUACACAUCAUCAACUGGCUCGGUCUCUAUUUCAUUAGUUGAUCUUGAGUGGUCUGGAUACCUUGGACCUCCAGAAAGCUUCGCCGGAUGGUUUGAAUGCUCCGACCCAGACAUUAGCCAGUGGUGGUUUGAUGGAGUAUAUACCGUUGAGACAAAUAUCGACUUGUUUCUCAAGAACGAGACUGAGCCCAGAGACGCAUUCAGCCCAACCUUGGACGGCAAAUGGGUUCUGCUUGACGGUGCGAAACGCGAUCGGGAUCCGUAUGUUGGCGACCUCGCAAUUGCCGCGCUGACUCUAUAUCUUUCGCACGAUUUCCCCGAGGCGAGUUUCAAUGUUCUUGAAGAUCUCGCCAUUCAUCAACGAGACGACGGAUGGAUCCCUCCAGCCAGCAUCGCUGACCUCGUCCUGUAUACUGGGAAUACCAGUUACGCUGAGCACUAUUGGGACGUACUGAAGAAAACUCUCGAUGAGUUUUAUCCGGCGCACACGAAUAACGAUCUAGGACUUCUAGACAAGUCCGCCUCGAUAGGUUAUGGCGACUAUGCCUUCCUGCCAAGAUCCGGCCCAAUCACCUACUACAACGCAUUGUACAUUCAUGCGCUCAAUCACGCGGCUCAGCUGGCGACCGAACUCGGACACAACGACGAUGCCAGCAGAUGGACUGAGCGAGCCAAGCCGAUGGGUGGUAAUCUCAUCGCCCGGAACUUCGAUGUUUCUACUGGAGCAUUCUUCGACGGAGGGCCAUGCCCAAAUGAGCCAGCUGGAAGCAUAUGCAAUGUCCAUGCGCAGGAUGGUAACUCCAUUGCAAUUCUGGCUGGGGUGACAAACGAUACUCUAUCCACCGCGAUACUCGACUACUGGGCGAACGCCACUGCAUUGCCAUAUGGAAACGCAUUUUAUGACAGCAGUGUCCUUGGCCCUGGUGAUCGAUUCGACGAGAGAGUUUAUGCCUUAACCUCUUACUUUGAACUUACAGCCCGGUUUACGACCCCAGGAAGCGAAAACUCGGCGUACGAUGAGCUCCGUCGGCUCUACGGGUGGAUGGCCACACAUGACCCCGGUGUCACGCAGUGGGAAGGCAUAGGCCCGGGAGGCAUCUCGUAUCAAGGGCCGUUUAUGUCAUAUUCGCACGGAUGGUCAACGGGCAUAGUGCCACUGAUGAGCAACUACGUCCUCGGAGUUAAGCCAACAGCCUCAGGAUUUAGUUCGUGGAGCAUUUGCCCAGUUGUGAAAGGUGAGCUGAGCUGGGCAAAAGGUGUGGUGCCAACAGGAAAUGGUGAGAGCAUCAAGGUUUCAUGGGAAAAGUCUGGUACCGAAACCAUAGAUUCUCUGGCUUUGGAGGUUGAAGUUCCUGACGGUACUGGGGGUAGCAUAUGUCUACCCGAUAUCGGAAGGGACAUAAACAGCGUCGUGCUCAAUGGCGAAGCCCUGCCAAUCAAUGAGGUGAUCAAAGUAAGUGGGGGAAGGUAUAGCAUAACCUUCCAGUAG